Molecule: messenger RNA, 540 nt
Organism: Chlorella variabilis
Lineage: Eukaryota; Viridiplantae; Chlorophyta; Trebouxiophyceae; Chlorellales; Chlorellaceae
Exons: 5
Coding region: 1-540 (179 amino acids)
Biological process (GO): N-terminal peptidyl-methionine acetylation
Cellular component (GO): NatB complex
Molecular function (GO): protein-N-terminal amino-acid acetyltransferase activity
Source: RefSeq, a predicted model, not a curated record
AUGACGAGCCUGCGGCGCUUCACUGCCCACGACUUGCUGCAGUUCAACAAUGUGAACUUGGACUACUUCACAGAGACGUACAACCUCAACUUCUACCUUGAAUACCUUGCCAAGUGGCCAGAGUACUGCCAGAUGGCUGAGGGACCUGUCAAGCAGUCCAUGGGAUACAUCUUUGGCAAGGUUGAGGGCAAGGGCGAGAAGUGGCAUGGCCACGUGACGGCGGUAACAGUGGCGCCCGCCUACCGCCGGCUGCGCCUGGCGGAGAAGUUGAUGGGGCUGCUCGAGGACGUGACUCACACCAUGCACGCCGGCUACUUUGUGGACCUGUUUGUGCGGGUGUCCAACGCUGUGGCUAUAAAUAUGUAUACCAAGGCGCGUCUCCUGCAGUUUGGGUACACAGUCUACCGGCGAGUGCUGGAGUAUUACAGCAACAACGAGGAUGCCUUUGACAUGCGCAAAGCGAUGCCGAGGGAUGUGCAAAAAAGGUCUGUGGUGCCUCUCAAGAAGCCAGUGCGGCCAGAAGACCUCGAGUUUGAUUGA